AUGACCUUUAUUGUGGUAGAUCAUUUCCAAAAAUGGUUUCUCUCUGAAAAAACAAAGCAUUCAAACCCAUCAUUAUCAGAUUUGGAUUUAAGAUUUAAUCCCAUGCAUACAAUUAAUUAUUUAAAAAAUGAUUAUAAAUUAAACUGGAAUGAUUUUUUACAUUAUUCCUUCCUAUUUCUAGUUUCAUUAUACACAUAUGAACUAAAUCCAGCACAUUGGAUACUAAAAUCCUUAACAGUUUUGUUAUUGCUAAUAGUAUUGUUUGUACCAAUCACAUCUCAAUUUUUUGUCCAUAGUUUACCCAUUUUAACUUGGCUAAGUUUAUAUUUUAAUUCAUUGUAUGUCCCAAUUGAUGAAAGACCCAAGAUUGUUGUUCAACUUUUACCAUCGAUUGAAACAAUUCUUUAUGGAACAAAUAUAAGUGAAAUUUUAUGUAUAAAGACAAAUCCAUUUUUAGACCUUUUAGCAUGGGUACCUUAUGGUUUUAUUCAUUUUGCUCUACCCUUUGUUAUUGCUGCUCUAUUAUUUGUAUUUGGACCACCAACAAGUCUAAGGUGCUACAGUUUUGCAUUCGGUUAUAUUAACUUAUUAGGUGUUUUAAUUCAAGUUAUUUUACCAACCGCUCCUCCUUGGUAUAAAACUAUGUACGGUUUAGAACCUGCAAAUUAUGAUAUUCCUGGUUCCCCAGGUGGAUUAAUUAGAAUAGAUACCAUUUUUAAUAGAGACAUUUAUUCAGAUGCAUUCACAAAUUCUUCGGUCAUAUUCGGCGCUCUACCUUCUUUACAUUCUGGCUGUGCCACUAUGGAAAUCUUAUUCUUUAAUUACUGUUUCCCAAAUUAUAAGCCAUUAUACAUAUUAUAUAUGGGAUGGUUAUGGUGGUCAACAAUGUACCUAAAUCAUCAUUAUUUCAUUGAUUUAAUUUUAGGUUCAUUGUUUUCAUUUGUUAUUUUUGAAUAUACAAAAUACUUCCAUUUACCAAAAGUUGAUACAACCUUAUUUUGUAGAUGGUCUUAUUCAACUUUAGAAAAAUAUGCUAUCUAUAAGGAUGAUCCACUAAAGAUUGAUACGAUUUUUAAUGACAACGAUGUUAUUAGUAAUGAUACUGAAAUCCCAACGAACAAUAAUAACAAUAACGUCAUCGUUAAUAAUGUUUAUGUUAAUUCUUCAGAUGAUAAUGAAACAAUAAAGCUUAAUAUUGGGUUAGGAUUAACUAAUAGUCCAGAAAUUAUAAAUUUGGGAAAAGUAAAUUCAGUGGAUAUUAUUUAUUCCCAAAGUGAAAGAAGUAUUUCCCCCGCCAUGAUAUUCGAAAAUAGUAAUGGUAUUAGAGAUGAUUUUCUAAUGCGGCCUUUCUCCAUAAAUUCAUUCAAUAACAAUGGGGAUGAUAUUAACAACAUACAUCUUAACAUAGAAACCAGUAAUUCUCUACUAAGUGAUUCGAGGUUAAAGAACCCAUUUUCUUCUACAUCUUCCAUAAAUGAAGGGGACUCUCCUAUAUAUCCUAAACCAGCAGCUAUGAAGUUCUACUAA
Messenger RNA from Henningerozyma blattae CBS 6284, 1527 nucleotides. RefSeq names its product inositol phosphorylceramide synthase (gene AUR1). Bases 1 to 1527 code for a protein of 508 amino acids. The transcript has a single exon. Lineage: Eukaryota; Fungi; Ascomycota; Saccharomycetes; Saccharomycetales; Saccharomycetaceae. The record is from RefSeq and is a predicted model, not a curated record. Gene Ontology annotation, cellular component: inositol phosphoceramide synthase complex. Gene Ontology annotation, biological process: inositol phosphoceramide metabolic process; sphingolipid biosynthetic process. Gene Ontology annotation, molecular function: inositol phosphoceramide synthase activity.